This is a messenger RNA of Punctularia strigosozonata HHB-11173 SS5, 1606 nucleotides long. RefSeq lists its product as uncharacterized. The record is from RefSeq and is a predicted model, not a curated record. NCBI's taxonomy places the organism in Eukaryota, Fungi, Basidiomycota, Agaricomycetes, Corticiales, Punctulariaceae. The coding region runs from base 1 to 1497 and encodes 498 amino acids. The transcript is spliced from 2 exons.
AUGCACCGAGCUCUCCUUAUUCACGAAAUAGCUGUACGGAUCGCUGAAUGGGCGGUUGCUCUCUCAGAGUUCGGUGACAUCAAUUUGUUAAACCUCGCUUUCACCUGCAAAGCAUGGUCGGAAAUCGCACUUGAUGCACUAUGGUCUACUAUUCAUGAUCUCCACCAUGUCUUGCGUUUGAUACCUGGAUAUCGAUAUGCCGAGGGUGGCGGGGCCUACGGCUGGGGAUUCACGCGUCCAAUAUCGCAGUUGGACCUGGAUCGUUUUCGUUACUACGCAGGCAGAAUCAGGACACUGGACAUGGACUAUCCGGGAGCGAAAAUCGACGUCAGUAGCGUUCUCCGUACACUAAACAUCCUCAAGCCUCCCCACCAUCAUCUCUUUCCCGAGCUCCGAUCCCUCCGCUUCGAGUUGCAUCCUAUGCAGGCAGAUCUUGCGGCUAUCUGUAUCGGUCCACGGCUCCAAACCGUCGAAAUCCAUUUCAGAGAAUCUGACGAAGGCGAGGUCUGGAUGACCUACCGUCCCGACGUGCUACGACGGUUCCUGCUCCAGCUCGUAAAAUUUCCUACGCCUGUGAUGAUCAAUGCGCUCAAUCUUCAGCUGCCGACGCUAGAUUAUAGCCAUUUGACGCUCGUCGCUGGAUUACGCUCGUUGAGCCGGCUAUCGCUCUGUACGCACAGCAUGUUGAACGACCCCAAGUUCUUAGACUCCCUCCGCCAGGUUUGCUCCAUGCCGUCCGUCGUGGAUCUCAUCGUUCACAUCUACUGGUGGGGCCCGGAGAGAGAUCAUGACCAUUCUGUGUGUUUCCGACCAGCGGCGUCCGUGUUCGGAUCCCGCCAUACGUACGCAGGUGGUCUCCCCAGUCUCGGGCAGCUCGCGGCGGUCGUUCCGGAGGCUCCCGAGAUGAGUUGGAACGCGACCUGGGACGAGCUACCAGAAGAAUGGGAGCCGAUGUUCGAAGCCCUCUUUCAGCGCCCCGCGCACCUCCUUCGGUCCCUGGGUCUUCAUUCCCGGUCGGCGCAGUCGGAGCAACCGCCCCCGACGGCCAUGUUGCGCAUGCCGCUGUACGAUCAGCUCCGCGAGCUGAACAUCUCCGUCCCGUUCGACUGGACGGACGAAGCCGUCGUCCACGUCGCGUGCUCGUGCCCGGCCCUCGCGUCCAUGUCGCUUCUCUUCGACGAUCAUCCAGAUGACAGCCAGCUAUACCGCGUUUCCACCACGCCCCGCGUGCUCGCGUCACUCGCGAUCACUUGCGAUCGCCUGGAGCGCCUGCGUAUCCACGUCAAUCCGCGACUUCAACUACCAGAAGCACCAGCCACCCCGACGUCUGGGUUCGAGGGAAACACGCGCCUGCUCGAGCUGUACGUUCGAUUCCUGCCUGCCUUUGACUACCCCGCAUUCUUCGAGGAACACGUCAAAAAGUUAUAUCCCAAGCUUAAGAAAGGUCGUGAGGUGGAAGGACCGGCAAUGCUGUGGAAAGCCGAAGGAGGACGCUAGCGCGGCGAUGCGAUUUGCGUCGUCGAUUAUAGACAAGCGGUCACAUAAAACCUGCAUAAUAUAACCGCCCUGUAACAAUAUUAACAUGCAACAAUCUAGUCCAAUAAUA